Molecule: messenger RNA, 1629 nt
Organism: Saprolegnia parasitica CBS 223.65
Lineage: Eukaryota; Oomycota; Saprolegniomycetes; Saprolegniales; Saprolegniaceae
Exons: 2
Coding region: 1-1629 (542 amino acids)
Source: RefSeq, a predicted model, not a curated record
AUGCUUCCACGCGCCGUGCUCUCGGUGCUUUGUCUCGCGGCGGCCGCCCUCGGUGCGCCCCGCGGUGUCUGCUACGACGCGUACAACUCGGACAGCGCGUCGACCCACUUUGCGUCGAUUGCAUCGCGCUUCGACGCGGUCCGAACGUACCAGACGUGGACGCACAACAGCAACCUCAUUGACAUUGCGGCCCGCAACGGCCUUGCCAUGUACCCGGGCAUCUGGCUCCGCGGCAAUGGCCGCAACCCGGGCACGGUCAAGGCCGUCUUUGUCGGCAACGAAGAUUUGUCCAACAACUGGAACGCCGGCGCGGUCCUCGACAAGAUCAACCAAGCCAAAGGCGCCUUCCGCGACGCCGGCCUCGGCUAUGUCCGCAUCGGGACGGUCCAGACCGACGGCGACUGGCUCCACAACGCGUGGCUCGCCGACCACGUCGACGUGGUCGGUGUCAACAUUUACCCAUUCUUUGGGUCGCACCCGGACUCGUGGAACAACCCCGUGAAAGACCUCGACGCGCGCUGGACUGCGAUGACCAACCGGUUUGGCAACAAGGUGCUCUUGACCGAGACGGGCUGGCCGGACGCCGGUGGCAACGUCGGCGCGCAUGUGGCCAAUUGGCAGAACGCGCAGAACUACUUUCGCAGUGCGCAGGCGUGGAUGGACGGCAACAAGGGCGGCGAGCUCCCGACGUACUUUAUGUACCACGACAACCGCGGCAAGCCCAGCUACGAAGGACACUUUGCCCUGGCCGAGCCCAAUGGGCAGUGGAAGUUUGAGUUCAACGCCAAGAAGAACCCGCCCAACAACAAUGGCGGCAACAACAACAACGACGGCGACAAGCCCAGCGGCCAGUUCCAGCUCAUUACGAGCCGCGGCAAGGCGCUCCGCGAGUGGUACGGCGGCCUCGCUGCCAAGGACAACAACAACGACGCGUUCACCAAGUGGACGUACGAUGCGAACGCGCAAACGCUCAAGAACGAAGGUGCCAACAAGUGCCUCGACGCGUACAUGGACGGCAACAACGUCAAGGUGCACCUCUACCACUGCGACGGCAACAACUCGAACCAGAAGUGGCGCCUCGCCGGCGGCAAGGUCAUCCACGCGCGCUUCUCCAACGUCUGCCUCGACGCCGAUGCCAACGACCCGAACGAAGGAGUCCAGAACUGGGCGUGCGUCGACAACAACUCGAACCAGGUCUUCAAGAUCUCGACCGGCGGCAGUGGCAACGGCGGUCGCGUCGCGCUCACGGUCCGCAGCUUCAACCGCGUCUUUGCGGUCGGUUCCAACGACCAAGUGCUCUUCCGGUCGCCGCAAGGCAGCAUCCAAAGCGACACGAACGCCCUCUGGACGCUCGACGGCAAGGGCUUGCUCAAGUCGGCGGCCAACGGCAAGUGCUUGGACGCUUGGGAGGCCAAGAACGGGGGUGGUGUCCACUCGUGGAACUGCGACGAGAACAACGCCAACCAAAAGUGGUCGUACGACACCAACACCAAGCAGCUGCGCCACGCCAAGCACAGCGGUUAUUGCCUUGACAUGGGGUCUGAGAACGGCGACCGCCCGCAGCUGUGGCAGUGCCACCCCGCCAACGACUACUGGGCCAAGUUCCAGCAGUUCGCCCAAGAAAGCUAA